AUGACUUGAAAAUAUAUAUUUUAGAGGGAAAGUUGCCGAUCAUAUCGAAAUGCUUUAUUAUACCAACUUUUUUUGCCAACCUUGUUUUCAACGUUCACAUUUUUUUCCAAAAUAAACAACCACAACUUCAUUCAUUUUUUCAUAGGAAUUUCAGAAUUUUGUGGCUUCUGAAAAUGUCUUCUGUAACUAACCCAGUUUGCAUAUCGUUUCAAAGGCCUCAAAUUUCUUCACUUUUUCAGUCACCCAAAAGAGUUUCAACCAGUCAUGGCUUGUUGAAGUCUCGGACAUUUCAACUUGAGGCUAAAGAUUCAAGCUUGGUGGUUUCUGAGAAGGCCUUGAAAUUAAGACAUAGAAGGUUUCCAGUUAUAGCAGCUUUAGCAGCAGAUGCUAAUGAUAAUAGUGAAAUUGAAGUCACAAAUGGGUCUGUCCAAUCCUCAAAGAGUUUUGGUGACAAAUUUCCUGUAUUGGUUACUGGUUUCUUUUUCUUUAUGUGGUACUUCUUAAAUGUGAUUUUCAACAUACUCAACAAGAAAGUCUACAAUUAUUUUCCAUAUCCAUAUUUUGUUUCUGUUGUACAUCUCCUUGUAGGGGUGGUAUAUUGCUUUGUUUCCUGGGGUUUAGGUCUACCAAAACGUGCACCAAUGAAUAAGGAGCUCUUGUUACUAUUGACUCCAGUUGCAUUGUGUCAUGCCCUUGGUCAUGUUAUGUCCAAUGUAUCAUUUGCUGCUGUAGCUGUGUCUUUUACACACACCAUAAAAGCUCUGGAGCCAUUUUUCAAUGCUUCAGCUUCUCAGUUUAUCUUAGGCCAACAGAUUCCUCUCUCUCUGUGGCUAUCUUUGACCCCUGUUGUUGUAGGUGUAUCAAUGGCAUCACUAACUGAACUAUCUUUCAAUUGGACUGGUUUCGUUAGUGCAAUGAUUUCAAAUAUUGCAUUUACGUACAGAAGUCUAUAUUCUAAGAAAGCAAUGACUGGAAUGGACAGUACGAAUGUAUAUGCAUAUAUUUCAGUAAUUGCUCUCCUCUUUUGUAUCCCUCCAGCAAUACUUAUUGAGGGACCUCAACUCAUGGAGUUUGGAUUUAAAAAUGCUAUUGCUAAAGUAGGUCUGGUGAAGUUUUUGUCUGAUCUUUUCUGGAUUGGAAUGUUUUACCAUCUUUACAAUCAGCUUGCUACUAAUACUUUGGAAAGAGUUGCACCACUAACACAUGCAGUUGGAAAUGUGUUGAAGAGAGUUUUUGUCAUUGGAUUCUCUAUAGUGGUGUUUGGCAAUAAGAUAUCCACACAAACUGGCAUUGGCACUGCUAUUGCAAUUGCAGGUGUUGCCAUCUAUUCUCUGAUAAAAGCAAACAUGGAAGAGCAGAAAAAGAAAGCUGCAGCAGCCCCUGCAUCUUAAAAGAUGUUCUUUCUUCUAUCAGCAAUUUUGGAUCAUACUACAUUGGAAUAAAUUCAAGUGAUAUGAAAAGCUUUUCAGAGAAUAAAAUAUUUAGAAACAUAUUUCAUUGUAUGUGUCUUGAAAAAUGAAAACUUUAAGAAGAUUGGAAGAUGCACAUCAGGGUGAUGAGGCUUAUUUUUGCUUCAUUUUCUUCAUGUUUUGGCAUUUAUUUGUUGUUGUGUAAUUUUUUUACUGGUGGAUCUUAGUUAAUGGGUAUCUGCACAAUUUGAGUGCAGGGUUUAACCAAGCAUAAGUUGCUUAUAACCAAAAUGUAGGGGAAAACUAUUUGGACACAAUGUUAACUGGUUUCUCUUAUAUGCAUAUACUAUUUGUGGCAACUAUUGAUUA
Molecule: messenger RNA, 1778 nt
Organism: Cicer arietinum (chickpea)
Lineage: Eukaryota; Viridiplantae; Streptophyta; Magnoliopsida; Fabales; Fabaceae
Product: triose phosphate/phosphate translocator, chloroplastic-like
Biological process (GO): transmembrane transport
Cellular component (GO): membrane
Molecular function (GO): transmembrane transporter activity
Source: RefSeq, a predicted model, not a curated record